GUGGACAGGUCCGAACUUUGCAAGUGGAGAAAGUGAGAGAUUGGUUUCUGGUUUCGGGCCUUUUCGGUCAAAACCAACACGCAACCAUUUCUUCUUCUUCUUCUUCUUCUUCCUCCUCCGCCCCCAAUCGGCGGUGCGCCACCCUCCACCGCCCUCUAACCCUAAUCACCACCACCUUCUCGAUUCAUUCCUGAUUCCAGCUCAAAUUCCCCUCCAUCAAUUCAUUACGGUUCUCCUCCUCACUCCCAAUUCCGUAAUUCGAUUGAUUUCUUUUCUUUUUCUGAUCUGAUCACGCUGAUUAUCAUGUGCUAGCUAGCUUCUUCCCUCGUUGAUUAUCAUUUAUCAUUAUCCACCUGCCUGCUUAUUCUGUUUGUGCUGAAUUGUUGGAGGACAUGGAUUCAGGACCGAGUAUCAAGGAUAAAUUGACAUAUUUUCGUAUAAAGGAGCUCAAAGACGUGCUCACUCAGUUAGGACUUUCAAAGCAGGGAAAGAAGCAGGAUCUUGUCGAUCGCAUAUUAUCCAUACUCUCAGAUGAACAAGUUUCUAAAAUGUGGGCUAAGAAGAAUGCUGUGGGGAAAGAACAUGUGGCAAAAUUAGUGGAUGACACAUAUAGGAAAAUGCAGAUAUCCGGGGCCACUGAUCUAGCAUCAAAGGGACAGGGUGCAUCAGAUAGUAGUACUGUCAAGGUUAAAGGUGAAAUUGAUGAUUCCUAUCAAUCAGCACCCAAGAUUCGCUGUCUCUGUGGAAGAACAUUAGAAACAGAUGAUUUGGUCAAGUGUGAUGAUUCAAGAUGCCAAGUCUGGCAACACAUCAGCUGUGUUAUUAUUCCAGAGAAACCGAUGGAAGCCAUCCCACCAGUCUCUGAUAAAUUUUUUUGUGAAAUAUGUCGACUCAGUCGUGCAGAUCCGUUUUGGGUUUCAGUGGCACAUCCCCUGUUUCCUGUGAAGUUGAACACAAGCAGUAUUCCAACUGAUGGAACCAACCCAGUGCAGAGCGUGGAGAAAACAUUUCAACUUACAAGAGCAGACAAGGACUUGGUAUCAAAACCAGAAUUUGAAGUUGAGGCUUGGUGUAUGCUUCUGAACGACAAGGUUCCAUUCAGGAUGCAGUGGCCACAGUAUACAGACCUACAGGUUAAUGGUGUCCCUGUUCGUGCAAUUAACAGACCCGGCUCACAAUUGCUUGGGGCUAAUGGUCGUGAUGAUGGUCCAAUUAUCACACCAUAUACGAAAGACGGAGUGAAUAAGAUUUCCUUAACAGGAUGUGAUGCUCGCAUCUUUUGUUUAGGGGUUCGCAUUGUUAAAAGGCGCAGCGUCCAACAGAUCCUUAACUUAAUUCCAAAGGAGUCUGACGGUGAGCCUUUUGAAGAUGCUCUUGCACGUGUUUGUCGUUGUGUUGGUGGUGGAAAUGCUGCUGAUAAUGACGAUAGUGACAGUGAUUUGGAAGUGGUUUCAGAUACUUUCAGCAUUAACCUUCGUUGUCCAAUGAGUGGUUCAAGAAUAAAGGUUGCUGGAAGAUUCAAACCUUGUAUACACAUGGGUGGUUUUGAUCUUGAAGUUUUUGUGGAAAUGAAUCAACGGUCACGAAAAUGGCAAUGUCCUAUAUGUCUCAAAAACUAUGCAUUGGAGAAUAUCGUCAUUGAUCCAUAUUUCAAUCGCAUCACUACGAUGAUGAGAAAUUGUGGUGAAGAUGUUACAGAGAUUGAGGUGAAGCCUGAUGGUUCAUGGCGUGUUAAGUCAAAGAGUGAAAGUGAGCGUCUUGGUUUAGGGAAUCUUGUGCAAUGGCACUCUCCCAAUGGAUCCCUCUGUGUUUCUACUGAUGGAGAUGUUAAAAAAGCAGAAGCAUUGAAGUAUGUCAAACAGGAAGCUGUUUCAGAGGGUCAUACUGGUCUAAAAAUUGGCAUAAAAAAGAAUCGCAAUGGACUUUGGGAACUCAGCAAGCCUGAGGACACAAACACAUCUUCUAGUCAUAGAUUAAAAGAGGUAUUUGGAAAUCCUGAACAGGUUGUUAUUCCGAUGAGCAGCAGUGCCACAGGAAGUGGAUGGGACGGUGAUGAUCGUAGUGUAAACCAGGGUGGUGGUGGGCAUAUUGAAUGUUCUACUGCAAAUGGGACUGAGAUGGAUUCUCUCUGUCUCAAUAAUGUUGAUUUAGCAUACGGAUAUACUGCACCUAGCACUUCUGCUCAGGUGGGUGGUGCAGAAGUAAUUGUUCUUAGUGAUUCUGAUGAAGAUAAUGAUAUAUUAGUAUCUUCGGCUAUUGCAUAUAAGAACGACCAAAAUGAUAAUGCAGAUGGUUUCUCUAUACCACCGCCUGGGAUUGUUGAUUCAUAUGCAGAAGAUCAGAAUCUUGGCGGAAAUUCAUGCUUGGGACUUUUUCCUAACGAAGAUGAUUUUGGGAUGUCUUCCCUAUGGUCAUUGCCUUCUACAUCUCAGGCUGGUCCAGGAUUCCAAUUAUUUGGUUCUGAUGGAGAUGUGUCGGAUGCAUUGGUCCAUUUGCCUGGUCCUGUUAACUGCACCUCAUCACUGAACGGUUAUGCAUUGGCUCCUGAUACUGCUAUGGGAUCCAGUAGUCUCUUACAUGAUACCCCUGCUGGUAGGUCGGAUGCUGACUUAAAUGGUGGCUUGGUUGACAACCCAUUGGCAUUUGCUGGAGAUGAUCCAUCGCUUCAGAUUUUUCUCCCCACAAGACCAGCUGAGUCAUCAGUGCAGAAUGAAUUAAGAGAUCGGGCAGAUGUGUCCAAUGGUGUCUGCACUGAGGAUUGGAUAUCUCUUAGUCUUGGAGGUGGUGCUGCUGGCAGUAAUGGCAAUGCUUCCGCUCAAAAUGGAUUGAAUUCUAGAGGCAAUGCUUCCAUUCAAAAUGGAUUGAAUUCUAGACAUCAAGUCCCAGCCAUGGAUGAUGACACACAUACUUUGGCUGAUACUGCUUCUUUGCUUCUUGGUAUGAAUGACGCUAGAUCUGACAAAGCAAGUAGGCCAAGAUCAGGUAGCCCUUUCUCAUUUCCUCGCCAAAAACGCUCUGUUAGACCCCGCCUGUACCUAUCAAUUGAUUCAGAUUCGGAGUAAAGGUGUCAGACCUUGUGUCUCAAGAAAUUUAGGUACUCAUCUUAACGCCGGAUGUUGUAUUUAGAAAUUGAAGGAAGUUCAGAGGCAUUUUUGGUCCUCUUGAAAUGCCAGUUCAUGUGUUCUGAGGCAUCUCUGGUGGAGCAGAGCUAUGAAUAUGCCCUCUGCCAGAAUGCUUGCACCUACCUUCUCUUCUCUGGCAAAGAUGUUGGCUGUAAAGAUUCACAAUUCUUUACGCUUGAUAUUUAAGUUAAGAUGCUGAUAGUUCAGGGUAUUCCCUUCAAUUUUCAAUGAUCUGCUGAGGGUAUAGUGCUGAUUUACUGUACAGUUGGUCAUUUAAAUCUGGUCGUUUAAACUUUCUAUUUUGUGUUUUAUUUUUGUUUGGAGGUCCCCUUACGAACAUUUUAUCUGCAUUUUUUUCUCUGCUGAGAGCAAAUAACCUGUAAAUGUUUAGACUUGAGAUUCAUUAGGGAAAUUAUAGAUAGUUUUUCUUAAUCA
Messenger RNA from Lotus japonicus, 3557 nucleotides. RefSeq names its product E3 SUMO-protein ligase SIZ1. Gene Ontology annotation, molecular function: zinc ion binding; SUMO ligase activity. The record is from RefSeq and is a predicted model, not a curated record. Bases 393 to 3062 code for a protein of 889 amino acids. NCBI's taxonomy places the organism in Eukaryota, Viridiplantae, Streptophyta, Magnoliopsida, Fabales, Fabaceae. The transcript has 16 exons. Gene Ontology annotation, biological process: protein sumoylation.